UCUCUCUCACUCACUCACACUCAUGCACACAUAUACAUUACACACUCACAAAAGGAUGUCUUAUUUUUUAGGUCUUGCUAUAUUAAGACCUUGUAACUGUAAAAUAGUGAUAGCUACUUUCACACUAGCAGCACAGAGCGCAUGUUGUUGUUACAUCAUAUACAAAUCCCAUUUUUCUUGCUGUUAAACCAAACUUCAUCGUCCACAAGAAGGUGGCCUUGGCAUAUAUUUCUUCCCAUAUGGACCUUCAAAGAUCAGAGCCAUGUUCAUCUGAAAAUUUGAUUCUCUCAUUUUCAGAUGUUCCAGCAUGCCCAAAACCCACAAUGGAUAGCCAAACUGAGAAGAGAAACACACGAAAAGAAGAUCAAAAACACCCACAUGGCUCAGCUCCUCCUCUUCCACUGAAUCUAAAUCUCUCAAGCGAGGAUUCAGCGGAUGGAUCAAAGCCAGAACUCAACCUCAUCAAUUGUUUUGAUGCCAAGUCGUCCUUAAACUCCUCAGAAUCUUCUCAUGACCUGGAACCCCGGAUUUUCUCAUGCAACUACUGCCAGAGAAAAUUUUAUAGUUCGCAGGCCCUUGGAGGACACCAGAAUGCACACAAACGUGAGAGGACUUUGGCAAAAAGGGGACAUAAAGUUGGAGCUGCAAUUUCAGUAGAAUUUGGACAGAGGUACACUAGUAUGGCUUCCCUGCCCUUGCAUGGCUCAUAUAACAGAUCACUUGGGAUUCAAGCACAUUCUAUGAUUCAUAAGCCCUCUUAUCCAGCUCCUACUCCUGCUUUACCGUGUUUCCAUGGUCAAAAUGCAUGGUGGAGGCAGCCUUUAGAUUCACAGCCAGCAAUUGGGAAGCUCCCAUCCGGAAAGGUUCAUAUUGGAGAUGAAACUGAAGCUUCCUUUUCUGGUGGAGUUUCGAGGUUAGCGAAGUUUUCUCCAAAUAUGGUGUUGAAAGAGGGAAUUGGAGCUUACUGGUUGGGAAGUGUUACUCAUGUAAAAUCUAAACAAGAGGAGUUACAGAAGCUAGACUUGUCCCUCAAACUCUAAGUAGUAGUAGUCCCAAACCCCCCCCCCAUCCAAAAAAAAAAAAACCCAAUACCCAUUUCAAUUGUAUCCUUUUCUCCAUUGACCAGGAGCUUAAUUUCUACCUUCAUUCCUUUUCUCUUCUUUUGUCAUAAUGUAUCUCUAGUUUCAGCUGCUGUAAAUGCAUUUUGGCUACUUAUAUCAGAGGCUGUUUUCUCGGCAUUA
Molecule: messenger RNA, 1241 nt
Organism: Prosopis cineraria
Lineage: Eukaryota; Viridiplantae; Streptophyta; Magnoliopsida; Fabales; Fabaceae
Product: zinc finger protein 1-like
Exons: 1
Coding region: 240-1040 (266 amino acids)
Biological process (GO): negative regulation of abscisic acid-activated signaling pathway
Source: RefSeq, a predicted model, not a curated record